AACUCAUAAAUUACUUGAAACUAAUUUCAUAUUUUUUGUAUAUGCAGGCGGAUAAGUCUAAAAUAGUUUAUGAAGCAGCGAAUCACAUUCGAAAUCUGCAGAAUACUUUCAAUAAACUUGAAAGUCAAAAGCUAGAAAGGCUAGAAGAAAAUAACAUCAUGUUAGUGGGUUCACAAAAAGUUGGUAAUAGUUGGGAAAAGUAUGGGGGUGAUCAAGGAUCAAUCUGUAAUUCUAAAGCUAUUACACCAGCUAAUCAUGGUCCUACAGGUUUUAUGACAUGGAGUUCACCAAAUGUGGUACUAAAUGUAGCUGGUGAAGAUGCACAUAUUAGUGUUUGUUGUCCUAAAAAGCCAGGGCUAUUUACCACCAUUUGUUAUGUUUUGGAGAAACAUAAGAUUGACACUGUGUCUGCUAAAAUUUCAUCUGAUCAAUUCAGAAGCAUGUUCAUGAUCCAAGCUCAUGCUAAAGGUGGAAGUGGGGUAGCUCAAUUCUCCGAAGGAUUCACCGUAGAAGACAUGUACAAGCAAGCUGCAAAUGAGAUAAUGUUGAUGACAACCCCCAAAUGAUCAAUAUCAUAUUUACUUUUGAAGUUCAUUCGGUGGAGGAUGAACAACUGUCGUCGUAUAGGCAUGUUUAUUUUCAAGAUUAUCUUUAGAUUAUGAAUUGUUGUGGUCGUAAAAGUUAUUUUAUAUAGUUCUAUAGUUCAUUCGAUAGAGGAUGAACGGUUGUGGCCGUAAAGGCUGUUUUUAUUACUUUUAUAGUUCAUUCGAUAGAGGAUGAACGGCUGUGGCGUAAAGGCUAUUUUUUUUUACAUUUUAUCCAGUGUGUAAUGAAGGUCUGUCCCUAUAUUGGAUGAAUAAAAAUUAUCAAAUUUAGUCCCAUCAA
Messenger RNA from Solanum lycopersicum (tomato), 885 nucleotides. Its product is annotated as transcription factor bHLH95-like. The record is from RefSeq and is a predicted model, not a curated record. Gene Ontology annotation, molecular function: DNA-binding transcription factor activity. Lineage: Eukaryota; Viridiplantae; Streptophyta; Magnoliopsida; Solanales; Solanaceae. Gene Ontology annotation, biological process: endosperm development; regulation of DNA-templated transcription.